Messenger RNA from Mucor velutinosus, 351 nucleotides. RefSeq lists its product as uncharacterized. Gene Ontology annotation, molecular function: RNA polymerase II complex binding; zinc ion binding. Gene Ontology annotation, biological process: transcription elongation-coupled chromatin remodeling; regulation of transcription elongation by RNA polymerase II. The transcript is spliced from 4 exons. Bases 1 to 351 code for a protein of 116 amino acids. Lineage: Eukaryota; Fungi; Mucoromycota; Mucoromycetes; Mucorales; Mucoraceae. The record is from RefSeq and is a predicted model, not a curated record. Gene Ontology annotation, cellular component: DSIF complex; nucleus.
AUGUCACAAAUCUUACCUAUCGAUAAAAAGCAGCUUCGCGCUUGUUUAUUAUGUUCGCUUAUCAAGAAUGCUUCUCAAUUUCGUUCUAAUGGAUGUGAGAACUGUGAAGAAAUCCUACAAAUGAGGGGUAGUAUGGACAGAGUAACUGAAUGCACAAGUGGAAAAUUCGAAGGUGCGAUAGCUUUAAUGCAUCCUAAGGAGAGUUGGGUUGGCAGGUGGCAAAGAGUUGAUAAAUUUCAAAAAGGAGUGUAUGCCAUUGUGGUUUAUGGACGAGUGCCUGAAGAUGUGGAAGACGAAUUAGAUCGACGUGGUGUGACAUACAGACCAAGAGAUGGCAGUGUCAAGGAUUAG